Molecule: messenger RNA, 1009 nt
Organism: Cornus florida
Lineage: Eukaryota; Viridiplantae; Streptophyta; Magnoliopsida; Cornales; Cornaceae
Product: probable glutathione S-transferase
Exons: 2
Coding region: 20-679 (219 amino acids)
Biological process (GO): glutathione metabolic process
Cellular component (GO): cytoplasm
Molecular function (GO): glutathione transferase activity
Source: RefSeq, a predicted model, not a curated record
GUUUUAGCCAUAAAAUAGAAUGGCAUCCCAAUUGACUCUCUUGGAGGUCUGGGCUAGCCCUUUUUCACAGAGGGUGAAAAUUGCCUUGGCUGAGAAAGGUAUAGACUUCGAAAUGAAAGAAGAGAACUUGCUUAAUAAGAGUCCUCUGCUUUUAAAUAUGAACCCUGUUAAUAAGCAAAUCCCAGUUUUGAUCCACAAUGGGAAACCAAUAUGUGAGUCCCUCAUCAUUGUUCAAUACAUUGAUGAGCUCUGGAACCAUAAAUCUCCAUUGUUGCCUAGUGAUCCUUACAAGCGCGCCCAAGCAAGGUUCUGGGCUGACUACAUUGACAAGAAGAUAUAUAGCAUUGGAAGGAGUUUAGUUUUUACCAAAGGUGAAACUCAAGAAACAGCGAAAAAGGAGCUGAUAGAGUGCUUCAAAGUGUUGGAAGCAGAGCUUGGAGAGAAGACUUAUUUUGGGGGAGAGACCUUUGGUUUUGUGGAUAUUACACUUAUACCCUUUUACGGUUGGUUUCACGUCUACGAGACUUAUGGCAACCUUAGCAUGGAGGAAGAGUGCCCUAAAAUUGUGACAUGGGCUAAAAGGUGCAUGGAGAAGGAGAGUGUGUCCAAGACUCUUCCAGACCAGUACAAGGUCUUUGACUUCAUCACGGAGAUGGCAAAGAAGUUUGGUGCUCAGUGAUAACUUCUUUAAUUAUAAGAAAAAGAUAUAGAAAUUAUGUGAUGGUGUUGAUUACUAUUUGGAAUUCUCUCUCUCUUGUAAUCUUUUUUGUCUUUCUACUUCUUCUUUGUUGAGAGGUGUGAUGUUUUUGUUACAUUUAUAAUAAAGGACUGUACAAUAAGGACUUCAUGUUAUGCACUGCAGCAAUGAGAAGAAAAUACAAACGAAAUAGUUACUUAUUUCUUGCUUUAAACACUUUUCCAUUAUCAAUUCAAGACAUUUUUGGGAUUCCGAUCUUUUGGUUCAAGUACUCUUUUCUUUUCUUAAAUAAAGCAUCUGCUAAGCUAAGUC